AUGGGGGACCAACCUUGUCCCUCCGGGAGAUCCACGCUCCCAUCUGCCAACACGCGAGAAAGCAAGCCUCCGAGAAAGCGCUGCCUCUUAGCUCCACGGUGGGAUUAUCCAGAAGGGACCCCAAACGGAGGUACCCCUCUUCCCUCCGCACCUCCUCCGGCAUCUCCCGGCCUGAAGUCGCACCCUCUUCCUCCGGAGAAGUCAUAGAAUAGACUUCUCCCACCCUAAACCAGUUUUGGAGGGAUUGCAGUAUGACUCCAUUUCCAUGGUGCGUUCAUAAAAUAGUUUAUCCAGUGACAACAAUGAAGGCUAUUGACAAUGCUACCCUGAUUUUUCUGUUCUUCUGCACUGGAAAAUUGUGAUUUUUUAAGGGAUGCCUCUUAGUAAAU
Messenger RNA from Eptesicus fuscus (big brown bat), 389 nucleotides. It is a transcript of the gene NBDY, whose product is annotated as negative regulator of P-body association. The transcript is spliced from 3 exons. NCBI's taxonomy places the organism in Eukaryota, Metazoa, Chordata, Mammalia, Chiroptera, Vespertilionidae. The coding region runs from base 1 to 207 and encodes 68 amino acids. The record is from RefSeq and is a predicted model, not a curated record.